Messenger RNA from Paramormyrops kingsleyae, 5904 nucleotides. Its product is annotated as intersectin-2-like. Gene Ontology annotation, biological process: intracellular signal transduction; positive regulation of Rho protein signal transduction. Gene Ontology annotation, molecular function: protein binding; guanyl-nucleotide exchange factor activity; calcium ion binding. Lineage: Eukaryota; Metazoa; Chordata; Actinopteri; Osteoglossiformes; Mormyridae. The record is from RefSeq and is a predicted model, not a curated record.
GCCGCUGUCUCCUCCCACCAGAGCCGCGGCUGAAUGGCAUCCAGCGCUGCGCCGUCGUCAGCCAUGUUGUUGGUGUGAUUCUACGGGCGGCUCUUUAGCAGCAACAGGUUCGGCAACAUAAUAAAGGCGUUUUCCGUGGUUUGUCAAGGUUACACGCUGUUAGGAAGAGGGGGAGCUUUCUUCGUGGUGGGAAUGCCCAUCAUCUGCUGCCAGGAUUAAAGGAGGGGAGCCCAAAUGACUGCUUUUUCUCUUUCUACAAACAAUGACCACAAGUUAGCCAGCUGAGAAGAUUGGGACAGCCCACCCAGGCCACCCCACCCCUCCCCACUUGUAACCAUGAGUGGUGGCCAGAGCAUUUGGGCUAUCACUAAGGAAGAGAGGGACAAUCAUGACAAGCAGUUUGACUCGCUCUCCCCCACCAUGGGCUAUGUAUCAGGAGACCAGGCACGCAAAUUCUUCCUGCAGUCGGGCCUCCCGUCCUCCAUUCUGGCCGAAAUAUGGUCGCUGGCCGACUUCGGCAAGGAUGGGAAGAUGGACCGCCUGGAAUUCUCCAUCGCCAUGAAGCUGAUCAAGAUGAAGCUGCAGGGGCAGUGCCUUCCCUCGGCGCUGCCCAUUAUCAUGAAGACUUCAGUGCCCUCCCCUGCCAUGCCCACCACGUGCUACGGAACAGGCUCCAUGCCAAACCUGACCAUCAUGCCCGCCAUGCCCAUGAUGACACCCAUGCCCAUGGCCUCCAUGAGCCCGAUGCCGCCGCUGAUGCCCUUAGCCCUGACGUCUGGCUUCGCCCCCAGACCGCCCUCCAUAUUGUCCAUGCCUCUGAUUCCCACAGUUGGCACACCGACUCUGGCUAAUGGCACCAGCGGCUUCCUUCAGCCCAUCCCUGCCAACGGCCAGAUUGCGCCGCUAGCGACUCUUCCCCUUUCCAGCUCUUUCACGUCGAGCCCGUUGAGUUUUGCCAACCCCCCAGUGGCCAAGUCGAACUCCCUUCUGGAACUCGGGUCAAGCAGCUCCAACUCCUCCUCCACCACCUCCCUAGUAAGCAACUCCCCCAAGACAGGUGCCUCUGACUGGGCGGUACCACAGGCCUCGCGGCUGAAAUACCGGCAGCAGUUCAACAGCUUGGACAAGCAGAUGACUAACUACCUCUCGGGUGUGCAGGUCCGGAAUGUUCUGGCCUCAUCUCAGCUCACUCAGACUCAGCUGGCUGCCGUUUGGAACCUGGCAGAUGUGGACAAGGACGGUCAGCUGACGGCGGAGGAGUUCAUCCUGGCCAUGCACCUGGUGGACAUGGCGAAGGCCGGACAGCCGCUGCCCCUCGUGCUUCCCGGGGACCUGGUGCCCCCCUCCGUCAGAACGGGGAAGCAGGGGGAAUUGCUUCCUUUGAGUCGCACCAUCGUCCCUGAGGAAAUUCAAGUUGACCCACCUCAGAAGACAAAGAGUAAUGUUUCAUUCGAGGACAAGCUAAAGGAGAACUUCCAGCGGGGAAACGCUGAGCUGGAGAGGCGGCGGCAGGUCCUGCAGGAGCAGGACCGGCGUGAGCAAGAGAGGCGGGCCCAGAAGGCCCGGGAGGAGCAGGAGCGGCGUGAGCAGGAGGCGCGGGAGCUGGAGAGGAAGCGGCAACAGGAACAGGAGCGGAGACUGGAGAGGCAACGUGAACUGGAACGGCAGAAGGAGGAGGAGCGCUUAAAGGAGCUAGAGCGCAAGGAGGCUGCUAAGCAGGAGUUGGAGCGUCAGAGGAAGAUGGAGUGGGAGCGGAGGAGGCGGCAGGAGCUGCUGAAUCAGAGGAACCAGGAACAAGAGGACAUCGUCAAGCUUAAAGCCAAGAAGAGGAGCUUGGAGCUGGAGCUGGAGGCUGUGAGAGACAAGCACAAGCAGAUCUCCGACCGACUCAGGGACGUGCAGAGCAAGAGAAGCAUCCAGAAGGGAGAGCUGGAACUGAUCAACCAGAAGCAGGACAGCUGCCUGCUGGAGGUCAACGCCCUGCAGCGGCAGCUUGAGGAGGGGCAGAGGAAACAUUCUCAGCUGAUUGUGGAGCAGCAGAGGUUGAAGGAGAUCCUAUGCAACAUGGGGCUGAACAGCACAUCUGGUCCGACACACUCCUCCAUAAAGAGGGGUGUGACUGAGAAGGACAUUGUCUGUCGGAAACUCAAGGAGCAGCUGGACACACUGGAGAAGGAGACCUCGGCAAAACUGUCGGAGAUGGACCAGUACAACGUGGACAUCAAGGAGCUCCGGGAGAUCCAGACCAAGCAACAGCAGGUCCUGGACAGGCUGCGGCAGGCCAAGGCCGACAAGCUAUGCGACCUGCAGCGGAGGCGAGAACUGGAGCUGGAGAGGAGGAAGAGAGAGGAGGAGGAGGCCGUCAGGCAAGCCAAGCUGGAAAAAGAGCGGCAGUGGCGUGAGAAGCUAGAGCGGGAGGAGGAGGAGCGGCGGAGGAGGACCCUGGAGGAGCGGGAGGCCAAGCUGAAGGAGGAGGAAGAGCGUGAGCGUGAACUCCAGGCCAAACUACGCGCCGCUCAGGAGCAGGCCGAGCGGAACCGCCGGGCCGCUGAGGAGGAGGAGAGGAGGAGGCAGGAGGAAGCCCAGAAGAGGGAGGAGGAGAGAAGGCUAGAGGAGGAGCGGCGGCGAGAGGAAUACAAAAAGGCGGAGGAGGAGAGGAGGCAGAAGGAAGAGGAGAGGAGGCGGCAAGAGGAGGAGCGGAGGAAGGUGGAGGCGGAGAGAAGGAAGCUAGAGCUGGAGAGGAAAAGACUGGAAGAAGAGAAAAAGAGAUUUGAGGAGGAGAGGAGGAGGCAGGAGGAGGAGAGGAGGUGGCAGGAGGAGGAGAUCAGGAGGAAGAAGGAGGAGGAGCAGGAGCUGGAGAGGAAGAGAGAGAGGGAGGAGGAAGAGAGAAGACGUCAGCGGGCUCAGAUAGCUGCUGUCAGGGAUGCAGAAGAGGGGAGGCGGCGGGAGGAGGAGCGGAGGAGACAGGAGGAGGAGGAGGAGGGUGGGGCGGGAGAGCGGGGGGAAGUGGCCCGGCAGCAAAAGCAGCAGCAGCAGCAGCAAAAUUUUGGCAAGACAGACAUUCAUGAGAAGCUGUCAGCCCUGAUCAGGGGCCUAGAGGAGCGAAAGGGGAGUUUGAGACCCGUCAAGUCAGCACACAGGAAAUCGGCCUCCCUGACAACCUACAGAGCCCUGUACCCCUUCACAGCACGGAACGCGGACGAGCUCACCUUCGACGCGGACAGCUUAAUUGAGGUGGACGAGAAGACGGAGGGCGAGCAGGGCUGGCUGUAUGGCAGCUACAAGGGCAAGAUGGGCUGGUUCCCCGAGAGCUACGUCGAGAAACACAGUCAACCGGAAUCUGCGGCCAGCAGCAAGCAGGCACUGAUGCCCCCGACCGCAUCAUCUACCUCAGUCUCUGCGAGCAAGGCGGAGCCUAAUUCCAGUACCUUCCCGGCAGCGCAGAGCGCUCCUGGGGGGGCAGGACAGAACUCCGCCUUCACUCCCACCCACCCUCCAGGCUCUGCCUCUAUGGAGUACGGACAGGUGGCGAAUGGCCUCCAGGUGCAAGCGCUGUGCUCCUGGACGGCCAAGACGGACAACCAUCUGAACUUCUCCAAGGAUGACAUCAUCACGGUGCUGGAGCAGCAGGAAAACUGGUGGCUGGGGCAGCUGAAUGGAGUGCAGGGCUGGUUCCCCAAGACCUACGUCACGCCAGUGAGCCGGAAUGAACCCCUAUAUUCUUCUGUGGAUGAGUUCGAUAGCCCUGACAAUACUCUACAAGAGGAGUAUGUGGCCUUAUACACCUAUGAAAGCCCAGAGCAGGGAGACCUCACCUUCAACGAAGGAGACACCAUCGUUGUGACGGAAAGAGAAGGGGACUGGUGGAAUGGAUACAUCGGAGACAAGAGUGGAGUCUUCCCCUCCAACUACGUAAAGCCAAAGGAAUCUGAAACACAUAGUACCGCGGGAAAGUCAGGUGGAGCCAGCAGAAAGCCAGAGGUUGCCCAAGUGACGACUGCGUACACUGCCACCGGAGCGGAGCAGCUGAGCCUGGCCCCAGGACAGCUUAUCCUCAUCCAGGGCAAGAACCCCUCUGGGUGGUGGCAAGGGGUUCUGCAGGCUAGGGGUAAAAAACGCCAGAGCGGGUGGUUCCCCGCCUCCCACGUCAAGCUCCUGGGCCCCACCAGUGGGAAGUCCACACCAGCUCCUGUCCCAAUUUGCCAGGUCAUCACCAUGUACGACUACAAGGCAGGCAACGAGGAUGAGAUGAGCUUCUCAAAAGGUCAGCUGAUCAAUGUGCUGAACAAGGAUGAUGCUGAUUGGUGGAAGGGGGAACUGAAUGGCGUCGUCGGCUUGUUCCCCACCAAUUACGUCAAGAUGACCACGGAGUCCGAUCCCAGUCAACAAUGGUGUGCCGACCUGACCAGCCUGGACACCAUGAGUCCUCAGGAGAGGAAGCGACAGGGCUACAUCCACGAGCUCAUUGAGACGGAGGAGCGAUACAUGGCUGACCUUCAGCUGGUCCUGGAGGUGUUUCACAAGCCCAUGUCUGAGUCGGGACGCCUGACAGAUGUUGAAAUGGCCAUGAUCUUUGUCAACUGGAAGGACCUGAUUAUGUCCAACACCAAGCUUCACAAGGCACUGAGGGUGAGGAAGAAAACGGGUGGCGAGAAGAUGCCGGUGCAGAUGAUCGGGGACAUCCUGGCCUCGGAGCUCUCGCACAUGCAGGCCUACAUCCGCUUCUGCAGCUGCCAGCUUAACGGUGCCGCCCUGCUGCAGCAGAAGACCGACAAGGAACCUGAGUUCAAGGACUUCCUCAAGAAAAUCGCUACAGAUCACCGGUGUAAAGGCAUGCCACUGUCCAGCUUCCUGCUGAAGCCCAUGCAGAGAAUCACCCGCUAUCCACUCAUCAUCAAGAACAUCCUCGAGAACACUCCAGAGAAUCACUUGGACCACGGACACUUGCGGGAGGCUCUGGACAGGGCCGAGGAGCUCUGUCUGCAGGUCAACGAGGGGGUCCGGGAGAAGGAGAACUCUGACAGGUUAGAGUGGAUUCAGAGCCAUGUCCAGUGUGAAGGCAUCACUGAGAACUUGAUAUUCAACUCCUUGACCAACUGCCUGGGUCCCCGAAAGCUGCUGCACAGCGGCAAGGUCUAUAAAACGAAGAGCAACAAGGAGUUAUACGCCUUCCUCUUCAACGACUUCCUGCUGCUCACCCAAGCAGUGAAGCAGUUCACCUCGUCAGGGACAGAUAAGCUCUUCAGUCCCAAGUGCAACAUGCAGUUCAAGAUGUACAAGAACCCCGUGUUUCUAAAUGAAGUUCUAGUGAAGAUGCCCUCCGACCCAUCUAGCGAUGAGCCAAUCUUCCACAUCUCCCACAUCGACCGUGUUUAUACUCUCAGGACGGAGAACAUCAAUGAGAGAACGGCCUGGGCACAGAAAAUCAAAGCUGCUUCCGAACAUUUCAUAGAGACUGAGAAGAAGAAGCGAGAGAAGGCUUACCAAGCUCGUUCCCUGAAAACCAGUGGCAUCGGCCGCCUGCUGGUCACUGUUUUGGAGGCCACAGAGCUCAAGCCCUGCAAACCCAAUGGAAAGAGUAAUCCAUAUUGCGAAGUUACCAUGGGGGCACAGUGUUUCACCUCCCGGACAAUAAAUGACACAAUCAACCCCAAGUGGAACUUCAACUGUCAGUUCUUCAUUAAGGACCUGUACCAGGAUGUUCUGUGCGUCACCAUCUUCGAGAGGGACCAGUUCUCCCCUGAUGACUUCCUGGGCCGCACCGAAGUUCCUGUGGCCACCAUCAAGAAAGAGCUGGAAAACAAGGGAGCAGCGACACGGCGUCUGUUGCUGCACGAGGUACCGACAGGGGAGGUAUGGGUGCGCCUGGACCUGCAGCUGUUCGACCAAAAAUCUCUCAAAUGA